Penicillium soppii is the source of this 2259-nucleotide messenger RNA. It is a transcript of the gene rim8, whose product is annotated as pH response protein PalF. Lineage: Eukaryota; Fungi; Ascomycota; Eurotiomycetes; Eurotiales; Aspergillaceae. Gene Ontology annotation, biological process: ubiquitin-dependent endocytosis. The coding region runs from base 1 to 2259 and encodes 752 amino acids. Gene Ontology annotation, molecular function: ubiquitin protein ligase binding; protein-macromolecule adaptor activity. The transcript is spliced from 2 exons. Gene Ontology annotation, cellular component: plasma membrane; cytoplasm; cytosol. The record is from RefSeq and is a predicted model, not a curated record.
AUGUCCGCCAAACCUCCCACCCAACCUACGUUGCCGCUCAGUCGGAAUCGCAACUCUCUUUUCUCCAAAUUUCGCUCCCCGCUCGGCCAACGCAAUCGAGGCAUCACCGACUUUUAUAUCGAUCCCGAUGACCCAUGGCGCUCAUAUUUUCCCGGCGACGUCAUAAAGGGGACCGUCGUUGUGACGGUUGUACGGCCUGUUCGCAUUACACAUAUAGUGGUCUGUCUACACGGUUAUGUCAAGGUGUUCAAAAACGCGAUUCCAGCUGGGGAAGCCACCCCCGACCUGGGAUUCUUAGGACCAGGGCGGGGGCGACGUGGCGCAGAAUAUAUGGGUAAUGGAUUAGCAACCUUGUUUGAGGAUGAGGUUGUUCUGUGUGGCGAUGGACGCCUGAAAGAGGGCAUCUACAAAUUUCGCUUUGAAAUGGGGCUUCCGCCUUAUGCGCUUCCCAGCAGCAUUAACUUCGAACGCGGAACCAUCGGCUACUCACUUACCUCUACUCUUACCCGACCGACGACCAUGAACCCUACACUCACCUGCCGAAGGCGGGUCAACCUUCUAGAAAACAUCGACAUUGCACCAUUCCCCGCACCCAAAGCUCGAAUUGUCACGUUGGAACCGAUCUCAAAACGCUCAAAAACGAGGGGCAAAGCCAAAUCAACAAGUUCAGACGCAACCGCAGCACCAGACACAUCCUCAAUCGAUACCCCAAUAAGUGGCGCAGCGCCCUCGGUAGAUACCAGACCACCACUCAGUCCAUCGCCGAGCAAUGUCAGCUCGUCCAGCCGACCGAGCGAAAGCAGUUUGAGCUUUCAGAUCGCUAGUGAUCCGAGUUCAUCCGCAAGUACCGGUGGGCGAAAUAGCGAGGGUCGCAGUGCGACCCCUUCCGUCUCAGAUAAAACCAUCACCGCAAAGGCUGAGCUUUUGCGCGCCGGCGUACUCCCCGGCGACACAUUACCCAUCACAGUCACGAUAAACCAUUGGAAACAAGUGCGCAGUGCGCAUGGCAUCAUGGUAACUCUCUAUCGACAAGGUCGCAUCGAUUUACAUCCCGCAAUACCUAUCGGCUCCACGACAGCUGGCAAAAAGCCCGUAUACGAAGACUGUUAUCCUCGCUCACGGACCGGACUUGGAGGACUCACGUUGGGAACAAGUCGAACGAGCAGCACAUUUCGGAAGGAUCUGUCGCAAACGUUUGCCCCUUUGAUCGUGGACCCGAGUACCAUGACUGCAGUUGUCAAAACUUCUAUCAGGAUCCCCGAAGACGCGUUCCCAACCAUUACACGUGUACCCGGGGCCAUGAUAAAUUUCCGCUACUAUGUGGAGGUUGUAACGGAUCUACGAGGGAAGCUUACUUCGCCUGAUCGCUUCAUCCCGCGUUUCAACAUGGUAUCAGGCGGUACUACCUUCUCGCCCAGCGGGCAGAUUCUCAACCCAACCGAUUCAAACGGCGUUACUGCCAAUUGGGCCGGCAACAUCUUGGACACGGAUUCAAUACGCCGCGAGAAAGGCGUAAUAUCAGUGGCCUUUGAAGUUGUCGUGGGGACUCGCGACUCGCAACGAGGAAAAGUAAAACGCUCGUCAUCUACAGCUGGCGACUCCACGGCGUCACAGGCUGCACCACCUGCAUCUACCAUGUUGGUCAAUCCUGUCGACGGAGAGGAAUGGCCUGAGGCGAGUCCAUUGCCUGAUCCCCAUUCUGAAUACGAUACUCAGGAGGAUUACUUUCCCGAGGAGGAGGCACAUUGGGCCGAGUAUCCUGAAGAAUACCCUGAACACUUCCAACCAAUGGACCCCAUGGUUGCGCCUCCGGAGGUUGAUGAGCCCGCAGAUGAGAAAACACGGGCACGCCGCCACGAAGAAGCUCUUUUGCCAAGUCAACCACCAGACGAAAACGAAGCAGGGCCAUCGACGGUUCCCAUGGAUGGCCCGACCGCGCCAGUUUUGCCAGAUGAUCACCAUCUUCAGGACUAUGAACACCUGCCUUCGCCAGAUAUAAGCGGGCGGCCCCCUGCUCUCCGGUCUGCAGAUUCCCUGCAGACUGUCGUUGUAAAUGGAAACGCUGGACCUAGCGAGCCACGUGUCUCAGAUGAUAAACAAGAGCUUGAACGUCAUCGACUGCAGGGACAGGCAAGCGCGCCUCAAGAUGAGCUCAAUGGCCAGGAGCCUGAGCCUAGUGCACCGGUCUUCGAUGAAGACGACCAGUUGGUCGGCGGGACGGCGCAUGCGGACGAGUCAUUGCCUCGGUAUCAGCGUUGA